UGCGCACCUGAACACGAGUUUUACUAUGACCAUUUUAAAUAUUAAAAUCUUGAUAUGUAGAAGGUAGAUGUAGAGUGUAGAGAAGACUGGGGAGGUAGAUAUCUUCAGAAAUACAUUUAUUCACAUAAAAAGAGAGACACCGUACGGAAGUGAAAACGAACAUACGAAGAAAAAUCGGUUAUUACUGAUGGCUGUGCCGGAGGACGUGUUGACGAAUGGAGCGCUGAUAAGGGAUUUAGAGGAGGUGGCCAAAGACAUUGCCCUUCUACACGGGGUUCUAAUGAGGACAAAGGAGACCCCCAAUUCGUCGGAGGUGGUGAGCUACGCCCCUUUCACACUCUUCCCUUCCCCGGUGCCAAGAGCAGUCUUCCACCAGGCGCUGGCAGUGCAGCCGCACUUCAACCGGCUGGUGGACAGAAUCAGCCAGGACCCCAACUUCCUGAAAGAGGCCCUGGCUAGCACUAUCAAAGUGGAUGACUUUACUGCAAGAUUAUUCAGUAUAUACAGACAUGUUCUUCAGGAGGGCCAUUCCCAGUCUAUAGUUGUGGGCCUCAAUCGCUCCGAUUACAUGCUGGACCAGGGGCCAGAUGGAAGCACAGCCUUGAAGCAGAUUGAGAUCAACACUAUUGCAGCCAGUUUCGGGGGGCUUUCCUCACGAACCCCAGAUGUUCACAGGCAUAUUCUAAAGGUUGCUGGCCGAUUGGAGGAACAGAAAUUAGUCCUGGAUAAUAACCCAGCUGCAGGGCUUGCCCGGGCGUUGGCCAAGGCCUGGGAGUUGUAUGGGUCAGAGAGGGCAGUGGUCAUGUUUCUGGUGGAAGAUGUCCAGAUGAACAUCUAUGACCAUCGAUAUGUAGAGAAUGAGCUGUGGAACAGAAAUAUUCCUGUCAUUCGGAGGCGAUUUGAUGAUGUCUACAAGACUGGAUCUCUGGAUAAUGACAAGAGGCUGUUUGUGGAUGGUAAAGAGGUUGCAAUCGUGUACUUCCGCAAUGGCUACAUGCCUCAGAACUACACCGAGCAGAGCUGGGAGGCAAGGCUCAUGAUGGAACGGUCUCUGGCCGUGAAGUGCCCAGACAUUAGCACCCACCUGGCCGGCACUAAGAAGGUGCAGCAGGAACUAGCGCGACCUGGGGUUUUGGAAAAGUUCUUCCCCGAUGACCCAGAAGCAGUGACUCAGAUCCGGGCCACCUUUGCUGGGCUUUACACCUUGGACAUGGGAGCAGAGGGAGACAAGACUGUGGCUAUGGCUUUAGCAAACCCGGACCAGUUUGUCCUGAAGCCCCAAAGGGAAGGCGGGGGAAACAACAUCUAUGGUGCAGACAUCUGCCAGGUUCUGGAGUCAGUGAAGGACAGCACAGAGCGGACGGCCUACAUCCUAAUGGACAAAAUCCAGCCCCAGCCCGUCCACAACUACCUGCUGAGACGAGGCAGUCCCCUGAAACUGUGCACAUGCUUGAGCGAGCUGGGCGUCUUCGGAACCUAUGUCCGGCAAGGGACAGACAUGCUGCUCAAUGAGUGUGCAGGGCAUCUGCUGAGAACGAAGAGUGCUGAACAUUCUGAUGGAGGUGUUGCUGCAGGAGUGGCAGUGCUAGACAAUCCACUCCUUGUCUGACCUGCACUGCUCUCACCUCUGCUGGACUGCACAGUUGUUAAUCAGACCAAUGACAGACCAGAAAUACCUUAAGUGCCCUUCUUUUACAGUUUAGGGUGCUGCUGUAUGCUACCAAUAGUCCAAAUGCUUUCAAAGAAUACUUUUUGAAGUACUGUAGGAAUGUGCAUUUUCAGAAGACCAUGGCAUCUGCAAAAAUAUAUAUCUUAUUUAGAAACUGAAUAGAUUAAGAGAUUGACAUUCCCUAUUGAGCAGCCAUGGCAUUGAAACUAUAUGACCAGGAAAUGCUUUUGUUGGUAUACUUUACUGAUAUGUCUAAGCAAAGUUUUUCACCAGAAAUAUGGCUUGGGUUCCUUGGUUAUAGAAAUGUGUUGAAUCUCUGUCUGUACUGUUAACUUAUAAGCACUGGAAACCCAUAAAUCGUAAUCAAGAAGGAUUAUCAUUGACAUGAAGGCUAAUAUCUAGCCAGAAAGCUGACAUUUUAUGAAGGGGCAGCUUUAUUGGGACAGUCUUAAGCAGCAUUGUUGUAAUGUUUUAAUUGUGAAAAAAUGUUUUAAAAAUAAAUAACUUAA
Megalops cyprinoides (Indo-Pacific tarpon) is the source of this 2178-nucleotide messenger RNA. It is a transcript of the gene gss, whose product is annotated as glutathione synthetase. The coding region runs from base 188 to 1609 and encodes 473 amino acids. Lineage: Eukaryota; Metazoa; Chordata; Actinopteri; Elopiformes; Megalopidae. Gene Ontology annotation, molecular function: glutathione synthase activity; ATP binding; glutathione binding. Gene Ontology annotation, cellular component: cytosol. The record is from RefSeq and is a predicted model, not a curated record. Gene Ontology annotation, biological process: glutathione biosynthetic process. The transcript is spliced from 13 exons.